AUGCGCUUGGCCUCUGCUCUUCGUCUCUCCUCUCCUCCAAAUCUUUUCUCAACAGCACCUUUCCGUCGACAGUUGCAUGCUACCGGCGUCAAAUCAAUUGAUCCUGUUAUCUUUCGAAAUAGCCUUGAAAAGACUCUUGAGGCUCAUCGGUCCUCCAAUCGAGCCAGUUUGGUCCGCAAGGUGAUUAACGACGAUUAUCCAGCUGAAACACCCCCUCCGAUUUUACCACUCGAGAAUCAUGCUGGUCAUGAUCAGCCACCUCGAAAGGUUUCCUCCGUGUCAAGUGCAGAGGCACGGUCCCUCCAGUCUCUUGCGCCUGCGAGACGAGCGCAGAGGAAGGCCCGUUCGUCGAGCCAAGUAGCCGCCCCGCAGCCCCAGACAGCAAAAUACCCACAACUGCAAUGGCAUGCAGAUGAAACCAAGGGCCGACCGGAACAAAGUCCUUGGCUGAAGUACUUGACUACCGAUUGCAAGACACCCGAUGCCGUUUCGCGUCUCGACGCGGAGAUCCGCGCGCUUGAGCUCUACAUGACACCGACCUCGUCGGAGCAGAGUGAGAUAGAUCGGCUGGUUGCAGAUAUGGGUAGGUUGCUGGCGGGAAUUGUCCCCAGCCCGCCCCAGGUGACCGGUUCAUGGCGGACGCGAUUCGCUCUGAGCCACUCGGGUCUCGAUUUCGUGUUACCCGUCCCGGAUUCAGACCGAUCCGCCCGUGACGUUCGCAAGCCGAGUGCCACACGGCCCAAGGUGCUCCAGACCUACAAAAAGCUCUUACAUGAAGUUGGACAUGCGCUUCAGCAGUCCCCCUCGUUUGCGGGCAAGUCCUUCCACUGCGGCGAAGGGCUACCGGCCUCUGUCGAAUACAUCAUGGAUUACCAGGCCGAGUAUCCCUCGACCCGACCCCUCUACGUGACCGCUCGCCUGAUCCUCGAGGCGCGGGGCAGGUAUGGCCGCCCCCAGUUGUCCAUUGAGUCCGAUGCCCUCGUAAUGCUUCUCGUGGCCUUCCUCAAAAUGAACCACGGGCGUUUCCAGCGGCCCGACUGCCUCGGCGAGCAGCUGAUCGCGUUUCUGCGCGCCUACGGCAGCGAUGUUGACCUGGCCACCACCGGUGUUUCCGUCGAUCCCCCCAGUUGGUUCAAUGCCAGUACGGUCAAACGCGCCAGCGCCCUGUACACGCCCGACGAUCUACCCGCGCAUCUGCGCGGCCAGCGCUCCCUCAUCAGUCUGAAGAGAACGGCGGCCGCCAGACGCAAUCUGCCUGCCGCCAGCCGGCUGUGCGUGCAGGACCCCACCAAUUACAUGAACGAUCUGGGCCGCAGCUGCGUGCGUACGGCGGAACUCCAGGACGCGUUCUCGCUUGCUCAUGACCGUCUCGGCGCAAGUCUCAAGCACUGGGAUGAUAGUGAACAGGCCGCGAACGUUAGUAUCCUGACUCGGGCCCUGCAAGCAAACUUUCAUGAUUUUGAAAACCUACGCGCCAAAUCGCUUAAGCUCAAUGCGACCUAGCAAUGAAUUGUGUAGGCCUUGGGACCUUGGAAAUACUCUCGUCUCGUCUCUUACUUCCAUAUUGAUACAUUAUAUAGAUGAGAUAAUACCGAGUCCGGCAACAUGUUUGUCACCUGGGCGAAUCCCUGGCACUGGCCACUCUGUAGAUGCAGUUGACUCAAUAGAGGAUCGCAAUGAUCAAAUGUCAGAAAAUGCACG
Molecule: messenger RNA, 1701 nt
Organism: Aspergillus novofumigatus IBT 16806
Lineage: Eukaryota; Fungi; Ascomycota; Eurotiomycetes; Eurotiales; Aspergillaceae
Exons: 2
Coding region: 1-1503 (500 amino acids)
Biological process (GO): RNA 3'-end processing
Cellular component (GO): nucleolus; TRAMP complex
Molecular function (GO): mRNA binding; poly(A) RNA polymerase activity
Source: RefSeq, a predicted model, not a curated record